Molecule: messenger RNA, 4925 nt
Organism: Lepisosteus oculatus (spotted gar)
Lineage: Eukaryota; Metazoa; Chordata; Actinopteri; Semionotiformes; Lepisosteidae
Source: RefSeq, a predicted model, not a curated record
CUAAUUAUUUUAUUUACUUUGCGUUACAUUUAGUGUUACAUCAGGAAAAUAAAGUAUCUGCUCAGUAGAGGGGGGUGUAAUAUUUUGUCUGUUAAUCAAACAUAAUCAGCAAUUAUGGACAACCAUUUUGUGGCAAGGUUGUGAAUAUUAUAAUGUCUCUGAAGUCACAUUUAAACUUCCUGUAAAAAACACAGAAAUACAAGCAGGCACUGAUUUGUGUCCAGGAUACUCAAAUGUAUCAAAUCCUGCUCCGGAAAGUGUCUUUUCUCCCUUUUUGAGCUACUGACAACCAAAAGCUCUCUGCCCGUCUCUGUUUGGGAGAUAUCAAGAUGCUGAGCCUGUGCUGUGCUUCAGUGGCGGGUGUAGAGGACACACUGUUGUACACGGAGAGCACUUUGAGCUCCUUAGACAUGAAAACUACCAGAUGGUUAAAACGUCUCUCAAUAAACAGGAGAUCCUGUGUCCCAAAUCCUGAGAUGCGUUUCUUCCUGUCUUGUCAUACAGAAGUUAUCAUUAAGGACAAUCACAUAUGGCUUGAUUUUGUUAAAUGGUAGUAUGUCUUUCCUUUCUUGGAACAACGUGUUUUUCCAGAAAUGCAUUUGCGAAAUAUGAAAUACAAAUCUUGCUUAUCGGUGCAGAAUAAAUACUGCCAGCUGGGAAGAAAAUGACAGCAUUUUUUUUUCGUUAACUAAAAACCUGCAUAGGGAGACGUUUUCGUUGUGGAAGUGCAAAACAAUAAAUCUGUUCCGUUUCACAAAAUUCACACUUACGAACGGAGCAAGUCGCAAGUGAUUCACUCCUCUUGACUAGGUGGCGCUAUGAGGUGCCGUGUUUAUAUCCGGCUGCAGAAAAUCCUCUUUCUCAGCUCCGGUUCUCAAUUAUUUUGAAGUCGCGGCCGCGCAAAGGAAUGACAUCAUCACACGGCGCGACAUAGCAUAUUGUUUCACCCACGUGAAUCAUUUUCUUUAGAUAAAAAAGAAAGUUCUUGUUUUUUUUAAUAACUUCAGUUUUCUGAAAACGUAGCAUCUUGUCGGCUGUGUUUAUGCUUGAACCGAUCACAUGUUCCUGACAACAGGAUCUGUUUAGAAUAAAAAUAAAUAAGUUAUUCUGUUUAAACCGCAAAUCAGCCUUUGUUUCUGACCGACUCUGAAGAUGGCGGAGUACUUGUUAAAUCUGCAAACCCAGCUUGACUCUUUCAUGCAGGUUUUGCUCAAAUCGAUCGUGUAUGAAGUGGCAGAAGUUUUCCGGAACAGGAUGUCUGACUCUGAGGACGAGUUUGAAGACAAACUCCGCAGCGUCUCCCAGAUCCUGGUGAGACGGGCCGUGUUUAAAAUCGCACAGUGUGUGGAGGACAGUGUCGGGAGCGAAAUGGCGCAGCUGAAGAAGGAAAACGAGAGCCUGAAGUGGAGAUUGCAGCUGUGGGAGAAUGAGUCGGGAGCAGGAGGAGAUCAGGGUACCCAGACGCUUCACUGUGAAGUCACUGCAGAAAUAAAAGAAGAAAUUGACAUGAAACGGUUGUCAGGCUCAGAGGCCAGUGCUCUCCCUGAUGCUGGGGAAAGGGAUCCUCUUGAACAGCAGCACAGUGAGGAGGAGUGGGGCUCCAGUCUGAUGCAGGAGACAGUGCUCACUGCUGUAGAAGGGAAAGAGAAACUCAGUGAACAGCACACAGAGAACAGAUGGAGUGUCGAGGAUCUGGAUUCUAUGCCCAUGUUGAAGACAGAACCUGAGAGUGAGACACCUGGGCUCUUAGUAUGUGAUGCUUUUAAAGAGAAGAUUAAUAAUGUGGACACGAACAGUAUUACUCAAGGUUGUAAUGAACUGGACUGUGACUCUGUGCAAGAGUACAAAGAAGAACUGGAUGACUUUAAUCUUACAGAGCAGGACAUGGAGCCCCAGUUGAUUGACCCUGCAGAGCAGCAGACUGAAGUACCUGGUGAAGAGAACAGUACUGAGUUACAGCACACAGAGAAGAGUCAGGACAGGGAGGAGCAACAGCAGGUCCUACAGGGCUUGAUAAUAAUUAGGCCUUGUUCUGUUCAAGUGGAGAGACUGCCAUUGCAGAGUCUAAAACAAUCAUAUGAUACCUUAGUAUCUGAUGGCUUUACACACAGGUUUAAUAAUCUGGUUACUGAGAAAAUUGUUGAAAGUUUUAAUGAACUGGAGACUAUGUUUGUUCUUGGGCACAGAGAGGAACUGAAUGAACUGGAUGGUGUUAGUCUCAGAGAGCUGGAGAAGGAGCCCCAGAUGAUUCACACGGCUGAGCAGCACACUAAAGGACACAGUGGAGAAACCCAAUCUCAGUUUCAGCACAAAGAGCAAAACUAUUCCAUGGAGCAUUUGCAGAAUAAGAUGUCCCAGCACGAUCAGAGGAUGAGGAAGAAUCACUCAAGGCCUUCCUCAGAUGGAAUGGACAAACUGCAAUUAUGGCACAGGGAGGAGCAAAGUUUGUGUCAGUCUAACAUUUCAAACCCCUACCAGCGCAUUCAUGCAGGAGGGAGACAUUUCAGCUGCAGUCAGUGUGGAAAGAGUUUUAGUGGGUCAAGUAAAUUAAGAACCCACCAGCGCAUUCACACAGGAGAGAGACCAUUCAGCUGCAGUCAGUGUGGGAAGAGUUUUAGUCAUUCAAGUGCCUUAAGAGCCCACCAGCAUAUUCACGCAGGAGAGAGACCAUUCAGCUGUAGUCAGUGUGGGAAGAGUUUUAGUCAGAUAAACAAAUUACAAACACACGAGCGCAUUCACACAGGAGAGAGACCAUUCAGCUGCUGUCAGUGUGGGAAGAGUUUUAGUCAGUCAGGUAACUUAAUAACCCACCAGCGCAUUCACACAGGUGAGAGACCAUUCAGCUGCAGUCAGUGUGGGAAGAGUUUUAGUCAGUCAAGUAUCUUAAAAACCCACCAGCAUAUUCAUGCAGGAGAGAAACCAUUCAGCUGCAGUCAAUGUAAGAAGAGUUUUAGUCGGUCAAGUACCUUAAUAAUCCACCAGCGCAUUCACACAGGAGAGAAACCAUUCAGCUGCAGUCAGUGUGGGAAGAGCUUUUAUCAGUCAAGGACCUUAGUAACCCACCAGCGCAUUCACACAGGAGAGAGACCAUUCAGCUACAGUCAGUGUGAGAAGAGUUUUAUCCAGUCAGGUUACUUAAAAAUGCCCAUUUAGUCACCAGUUUUUGAUUUAAUAGUCUUAGUCAAGUCAACUAAAAUGUCUUUUAUUUCAAGUAGGUAGAUGCUUCAGCAUGUGACAUCCGAAGAAGGCUCCACAGCUGAAACAUUUCUUUUUUUCUCUUUUCAGUAUGGAAUAAUCCUUUACUUUUUCCCCAAAAUAUCUAUUAGUCAUAGUCACUUUGAAGUCACCCACUUUUGAGUUUGUCUAGUCAACUAAAUUUGAACUAUACUCUUACGGUUGACUAAAACAGAAAUAGUUCAUGUCACAGUUUAAUUUAUGUGUAUAAUAAAAUGUAUACAGAUUUUUGUUUUAUUCAAUUUUUAAAAAAUGGCCUAAAUUGAAUUAAUUUGUUAUUCUUGGAAUGUUAAGUUUAGUCCUGUUUAAUUUACAGCUAAGACUCAUUGGAUAGGCUUGACAUUGUGUAACAGCUUUUAACUUACCAUGUUAAGCAAGAAAUGUGUAUAAAACAGAUUAGGAUCCUUAACUGUCACUCUUAAGAAAUAAAAACACACAUCUGAUUAAAUUCUAUCAAAAAGCUCAAAGUCUUUCUUGCACAAUCUAAAGUUUAUUUAGCCCCAGAGAGGAUAAGUAUCAAAUACAAUAAAUAAUUAUGCAAUAAAGGGUAAAAAAUAAAGAAUAGGAUCUGGAUGAAUACUGGAGUGAAAGGAAAAAAAAGUCACACAUUUGAUUGAAUUCAACAAAAAAGCUCCAUGUCUUUGUUGCACAAUCUAAAGUGGAGAGAGGAUAUAUAUCAAAUAGAAGAAAUAUUUAUGGAAUAAAGGGUAAAUUAAAAAGAAUAAGAUAUUGUAGGAGCAUCAUGAAGUCCAUUGUAACAAAAUGGAAAAAACGUGGCACAACCCAGACAAUACUAAGAUCAGGCCCUCCUACCAAAUUGAGCAACUGAACAAGAAGGGCAAUUGUCAGAAAAGUGACCAAUAGGCCAGCUACAACACUGACAGAGUUGCAAAGCUCUUUGGCUGAAAUGGGAUAAACUGAAGAUAUCAACCGUCUCUUCAGCAGUUCACAGAUUCGGCUGUGACUUUGGGAGACUGGCUAGAAGGAAGCCACUUAUGAGAAAGACCAACAUUAAGUCAUGCCUAGAGUUUGCUAGAAUCCAUGUGACAAAACCUGAAACUUUUUGGAAGAAAAGUUUGUGGUCUGAUGAGACUAAAGUUGAGCCCUUUGACCUGAAAGCAAAGCGCCGUGUUUAGCGCAAACCAAAUACAGCCCCAAACCCAGGUAACACCAUCCCUACGGUGGUGGCAGCAUCAUGCUCUGGGGUUGCUUUUCAGCAGGAGGAACUGGAAAGCUUGUUGACAUCAACGGCAAUAUGGAUGGAGCCAAAUACAGGCAAAUCCUUGAGGAGAACCUGUUUCAGUCAGCCAGAGAUCGGCAUUUAGGGCAACAAAUCAUAUUCCAGCACGACUAUGACCCAAAGCACACAGCAAAAACUAUCUAGGAAUGGCUUGAAAAAAGAAGGUUAGUAUUCUGGAAUGGCCCAGCCAGAGCCCAGACUUGAAUCCAACUGAAAAUCUAUGGUAUGACCUGAAAACUGCUGUCCACUGAUGCUCUCUUAAUUUCGGAAUUCGGAAAAAUUUGCAAAAAUUCCACAAUCUAAAUUUGCAAAGCUCAUACAGACAUACCCAAGAAGACUCACGGCUGUAAUUGGUACUAAAGGACUAUGUGCAAAGUAUUGACUCUGGGAGUGAAUACUUGUGUAAAUGAGAAAUGUAAGUCUUUCAUUCUGGAGAAAUUAAUGUUCUUGA